This is a messenger RNA of Pocillopora meandrina, 1397 nucleotides long. The record is from the annotation of a GenBank genome assembly. Lineage: Eukaryota; Metazoa; Cnidaria; Anthozoa; Scleractinia; Pocilloporidae.
GCACCUGCAUGGAUUAUCCAUGCAAAAAAAACGAAAUAUGUUUCGCAGGCCACAAAUCCAACACACCCCUCUGUAAGUGCAUCAGAGGUAAGUGAACCCGGUGUAAUUUUCUAGUUUGUCAGCCAUAAAGUAAUGUACUUUAGGAGAAUUGUGGUAAAGUAGCUCAAAAAGAAGAGAGUUUCGAAAAGAUGUGAGGACAAUAUAUGACAUAUACAGUUUUCGCUUUGCUGGCAAUCGUUACAACAGACAAUUUGUAUAUAUUUUUUGUCAAAGCGUUCUACUUUCGCGUUUUGUUAUUUUCUAGAUUGCCUCAAGAACUGUCUAGACUAUUAUCAAAAUGGUUCCAAAACCGACGGUGUGUACUGGGUUUACCCUGAUGACGAAGAACCUUUUCAAGUGCUGUGUGACAUGACAACUAAUGGUGGAGGAUGGACCACCUUUCAAAGGCGCAUGGAUGGUUCUGUAGACUUUUAUGUCGACUGGGAAUCAUACAAAAGAGGCUUUGGAAAUCUGGAGGGCGAGUUUUGGCUCGGAAACGAUUAUCUUCACCGUCUGACUGCGUCUGCUAACAUGGUGUUUCGAAUUGAUAUGAAGGAUUACGAAGGCGACCGACGAUUUGCCGAGUACACUACUUUCGCUGUGGCCGACGAAAGCGUAGAUUAUCGGGUGACGAUCGACGGGUAUCGAGGCACCGCAGGCAACGCAUUGGCACCAUCUGACAGAAAUGGUAUCAGGUUUGUUACAGGCAUUUCAGUUUUUCGUGCCAUGUAGAAUGAAUAGAAUAUCUCCUUCCCAAAAAAAUGAAUAAAAUAGUUAUGACCGUCUAAAAGUGAAGAUCCCAAUAUUUAAGUUGAUCAGCUCUUUCUACAUAUACGGAGGAAGCAUCAAUGCGGAAUGAUCGUAUUUCACUAUUCAUUGAUAUAUGCACCAUUGCUGAUGAGACAAUCUAACUCCAAGUAUAUUGCUGACCAUAAUUGCUCCUUUUAUAUUGUAUGUAUCGCCCUAUGCUUCAUUUUUGGCAUCACGAUACCUUUCUGUUUCCUGUUCAAGGAAUCAUUCCUCGUACACUUUUCUGACAAUGCAGCGCUUCUUGGAUAUUUCUGACGAAGCAAUUCUACCAGUAACAUUGCUGUCCAGCUUCUCGUCAGUUUCUUACAAAAUUCUUUUUUCGUCAUAGAAAUAUGAGCUUCACAACCAGGGACAGAGACAACGACGUUUAUCAAGGUGGAAACUGUGCAGUGGUAUAUAGAGGUGGCUGGUGGUAUAGUGCCUGCCAUAACGCAAAUCCAAAUGGCUUGUACCAAGGUGGAAGUAGCGCACAAGGAAUUACCUGGGCACUAUUUCGAAGACAAGAUUAUUCGUUAAAACACAUUGAGAUCAAACUUCGACCUGCAUGA